AUGUCCACACCAUUGGAUCAGUUAGCGACGCGUCCAGGGAAACGGCGUCGACUUGAGCGCGUUGCUGCGGCCUGCGACCUUUGCAAGAAGAGAAAGGUCAAAUGCGACGGCGAACAACCAUGUACCUAUUGCACGCGAAAGGAUCGUGCAUCUACUUGCACGUUCAGUGGUCCUCAUGUACGCCCUCGCACGCGUUCUGCCGGCCACACUCCUACCCACGGUGUUCGUUCCGACGAUAUCCACCGUCCUCACGCUCGUUCUACAGGCCAUACACCGAAUGACCGCGAUGGCGAUGAGCAGGAUGAUGCCCUGCGUCAAAGGAACGACUGUGAAGUUGCCGACGUGGGGACAUCACUCUCCCCAACACUAAGUAGAGACGAUCAACAAGGAGACACAGUCGUGCCCCUUGAAGGUCGCAUCCUUCGUGACGCCCAGGGGAAAUCCAUCUUCAUUGGCGAUUGCGCUCCGCUCUCUUUUCUGCAGACAGUCAGGCACCUUAUCACAUCCGAGGUGGAUCCAAGAGCCACUGUCCAAGCCACCCGCGAUCCCAUCAUCGAGAUCGCACGCCCCGAAACCACAGAUGAACAUUUUUGUCCUAUUAUUGACGUGCAGCAAGUUGACGCGCUAGUCGAAGAAUACAUUGCUGCAAGUAGUGGCCUUGUUCAGCUGUUUGAAAAAGAGGAUCUCGCUCCUGAAUUGAAAGCCUGGGUAGAUAGCAGAACUUCAAGCUCAGAAGACGACGCCGCCGCUGCAGUCUUUUAUCUUGUUCUAGCAAUUGGUGCACAAGAAAAAUCCGAGGAGAAGGCGGAAGCCUGGUUCAAAACCGCUCGGGAUCUGCUUCUGAAGCAUAUGUGCAAUAGCAUGAACGUUUCUACUGUUCAGGGCUUCGCGCUCGUAGCAAUUUUCAUGCUUCGAGCAUCUCAGCCGAAUGGAGCGUAUUUGUAUUUCUCUUUGGCUGCGCGUGCCGCAUAUGCAAUCGGUAUACAUCGAACUGAAGUAAACGCUUCUUUUGGCAAGACCAUCAAGCUGGUGCGGGAUCGUAUCUGGAAGAGCAUUCGUGUCAUUGACCAACUAAUAAGCAAUGCUUUGGGUCGACCUCCAUCCACUUCCGAUGUUGACUGCACCGUCAAGUACAAUGCCUUUGAGGAGGAUAUGGAAGCCGACAAGGUCAGUGUACUGGAUGCAAGCGUCCAGAUCUUCAUGAUAAUUGAGCGCGUUGUCGUCGAGGUGUAUUCUCGCAAACGUAUAUCUUUACGUAUCGCCGAUUAUGUCUCGCGACAGCUGAAGAACUGGGCAUCCAAAUGGCUGUACAAACUAUCCAAUCUCACAGCUAGAAGUCAUUCUCGCGAAGCACUGGUGGGCGCUUGCUCCACAUUGUGCUCCUACUACUAUGGCAUAAUGCUACUCACACGUCCAUUCCUUAUCUACGAGUUGUAUGAGUACAUGGGCGCUCCACUGAAGAGCGGGGGCACACAGUCUGAUCACCAAGAGAAGCGCAAGUACGCAGACGCUGCACUCGAUGCAGCUUCGACACUAGUGGAUACUCUACUGGCUGUCAUUCGCACAAACCAAUUGCCUCGCAGGAUGCCGCUGAUAGUUUCUUGGCUUUUCACAGCUACACUUGUUCUUGCGGUUGGUGUUCUUGGUGACUCGGGACUCAUGUUAGUAGACAGCUGCAAGGAUGCGAUUAUCUGCAUGGAUCACUUUGGUCAAGUGGACCCUCACGCCCGACAAUAUUCGCAGGUCGCUCAAUCGCUACUCAAGAUCACCACCGCGCAUGCCAAGAAGAGGGAGUUACACUUGCGACGGAAACGGAAACAAGCGUCAUCUGAACUGUUUGGUUUAUUGGCUUCUGAGUCUACUAUUCUGCACGCCCAGAGAGAUGAAUGCGAGACACAGCUCGGUCCUGGGUCUCUGGUCUCCCGAGACUCUAUCCAGCGUAACGUCCCUUCCUCAGGGCCACUCGAUUGGACUAUAUACGAUGCCGACUUCUUCGCUCUGCCAUGGCCGAGUGAGAAUGAUCAGGGUCUCCAGGAUUUUCUACAGCCAGGCACUCACAACCUUGAUGGUGUAUCUGUAGCUGACAUACCGCUGUUCCCUAUACAUGACCAACAGAUGGGUAGCGACUUUUUUCCGUAG
Messenger RNA from Alternaria atra, 2139 nucleotides. RefSeq lists its product as uncharacterized. Gene Ontology annotation, cellular component: nucleus. The record is from RefSeq and is a predicted model, not a curated record. NCBI's taxonomy places the organism in Eukaryota, Fungi, Ascomycota, Dothideomycetes, Pleosporales, Pleosporaceae. Gene Ontology annotation, molecular function: zinc ion binding; DNA-binding transcription factor activity, RNA polymerase II-specific; RNA polymerase II cis-regulatory region sequence-specific DNA binding. Bases 1 to 2139 code for a protein of 712 amino acids. The transcript is spliced from 4 exons. Gene Ontology annotation, biological process: DNA-templated transcription; positive regulation of transcription from RNA polymerase II promoter by galactose.